Durusdinium trenchii is the source of this 5550-nucleotide messenger RNA. Lineage: Eukaryota; Dinophyceae; Suessiales; Symbiodiniaceae. The record is from the annotation of a GenBank genome assembly.
AUGGCAAAGCGUCAGACCAUAAUUCAGGAGAAUGGCUCCAAGAGAAGGCGAGAGGAGGGGAAGGAUGAUCCGAUGAGAGGACUUGACGUCGCAGAAGACUUGACAACAGAGACAGUCUUGGAGACCUACGACGUGAAGACUUCGGGUGGCAAUUGUGUUCAUGAGUGCGUGCGACCGGCAGAAGCAGCUGGCCAGCCAACGGCAGCAUUGCCAAGUACUCCGGCAAAAACUUACAGUUUUCAGUUAGAUGCCUUUCAGCAAGAAGCCGUGAAUUGCUUGGAGAGAAGAGAAUCUGUCAUGGUGGCAGCGCACACAUCUGCUGGCAAAACAGUCGUCGCGGAGUAUGCAAUCGCCAUGGCACUGCGAGACAAGCAACGCAUUAUCUACACUUCUCCCAUCAAGGCCUUGAGCAACCAGAAAUAUAGGGAUCUGCAGGAUGAAUUCAACGACGUGGGUUUGAUGACGGGUGAUGUAACCAUCAACCCUCAUGCUUCCUGCAUGAUUAUGACGACUGAGAUUUUGCGGUCUAUGCUGUAUCGAGGUUCCGAUGUUUCACGAGAGAUGGCUUGGGUUGUUUUUGACGAAGUGCAUUACAUGCGAGAUCGAGAUCGUGGUGUGGUUUGGGAGGAAGUGAUGAUCUUGCUUCCAGAUUCAGUCCGACUUGUUUUCUUGUCUGCAACAAUCCCAAAUGCCAGGGAGUUUGCAGAAUGGAUCUGCCGAAUAAAGCACCAGCCAUGCCAUGUGAUCUACACUGACAAGCGCCCAGUUCCACUGCAACAUUAUUUGUUUCCUGCAGGUGGCGAUGGAGUGUACAUGGUUGUCGAUGAGAAGGGUCACUUUCGUGAAGACAACUUCCACAAAGCCUUAACAGCCUUGCAGAGUGCUGCUGACUCAACAAAUGUGGACACAAAGAAGAUUCAGAAAAAGAAAAGCAAAAGCAACUUGGGUGACUUGGAAAAGAUUGUGAGGAUGUGUGGUGACAGAGGCUAUUUGCCAGUCAUUGUUUUCUCAUUCAGCAGGAAGGAGUGUGAGGCCAAUGCAGUGGCUUUGAAAAAGAUGGACGUCACAGAUGACGAUGAGAAGAGAUUGAUUGAUGAAGUCUUCAACAAUGCGAUCAUGACACUGGGUGAUGAGGAUCGGGAACUACCUCAGGUGCAAAGUAUGCUUCCGCUUCUGCGACGUGGCUUAGGCAUCCACCAUGGAGGUUUACUUCCGAUGUUGAAAGAAGUUGUAGAGAUUCUCUUUCAAGAGUCUUUGAUCAAAGUCUUGUUCUCUACCGAGACCUUUGCUAUGGGUAUCAACAUGCCCGCAAAGACUGUGGUCUUCACCAAUACUCGGAAGUGGGAUGGCGUUGAAUACCGAAUCCUCAAUGCCGGUGAAUACAUCCAGAUGAGCGGCCGUGCUGGCCGGCGAGGCAAGGAUGAUCGUGGACUUACCAUCAUCAUGUUUGAUGAGAAAGUGGAACCAGAGGUUGCAAAGGAGAUGUUCCUGGGUCAAUCCUCCAAGAUCUUCAGUGCAUUUCACUUGGGAUACAACAUGCUCAUAAACCUCCUCCGUUUGGAAGGUGCAGAUCCAGACUACAUGAUCCAAAGGAGCUUCCAUCAAUUUCAGAAGGACAAGUCCGCCUUGGAGAUUCAAGCUCGGAAGCAAGACCUUGAAACAGAGGUGGCGAACCUGGAGGAUCUUCGUGUAGCAGUGAAUGAUAAUAAUAGCAGCUAUGCAUUCAAUGUAGAUGAAGCGAUUGCAGAUUACUACUACAUCGACAAGCAGUUGAAGAAAAAGAUGGAUGAAAAGCGUGAGAUUAUUGUCCGACCAGAGCAUAUUGCUCCCUUUCUCAAUCCAGGACGGCUUGUGUGCCUGAAGGAUGGCGAGACAGAUUGGGGCUGGGGAAUUCUAAUCUCUGCCGCACGGAAGAAGCUCACUGAACAGCACGUUGUAUUGGAAGAUUCUGAGCCUCAGUGGGUUUUGGACAUUUUCCUGCCUUGCGAUGCGGAGCUGAAAGAUCGACCCCCACGGCCCGACGGCAAAGCAGAGGGCAGGAUCCUAUCUAUGGCACUACCGCUGGUACAAAAGAUCAGCAAGAUUCGAUCGAACAUGCCUUCCGGUGACCCGGAUAGUGAAGAUUCUCGCCGGGCAUUGCUCAAGACUUUGCAUCAGAUCAAGAAUCACAAGAGCUUUAAACAAGGCAUCCCUGAGCUUGACCCAGUGGCAGAGAUGAACAUCAAGACGGAGGAGAUGAGCAAUGUGAUGUCCAGCAUUGCCGACCUAGAGAAGAAGUUGGCCACGAACAGCUUUCACGGCCACGAAAAGAUGCAGCUGUACUAUGAUUGCUUUGCCAAAAAGGUGAAGAUGCAUGGAGAGGUGCAGGACUUGGAGAAGCAGAUCAACCAAAGUCGCUUUAUGGUCAUGAGUGAUGACUUGCGAGCCAUGAGACGAGUGUUGAGAAGGUUGGAAUUUAUCGACAAGGACGGAGUCGUACAGCUGAAAGGGCGAAUGGCUUGUGAGAUUACCUCUUGCGACGAAAUCUUGAUGACAGAGAUCGUGUUUCAGAACGUGUUUGCUGAUAUUGAUGCUAACAACAUCAUUGCUCUAUGCUCUUGCUUGGUCUUCGAUGAGAAGUCAGAGGAUCCGAUCACCAAUAAUCUGGAUCUCAUGAAAGCUUUUGAAACCUGCAAGGGCAUUGCCCGAAAUGUGGCUGAAGUAAUGGUGGAAAACAAGAUCCCUAUUGAUGUGGAGGAGUACGUCCAAAAGCUAAAGCCUCAGUUGAUGGAGGUGGUCCUGCAUUGGUUGGAGGGGAAGCGCUUCCACGAGAUCAUGAAUCAGUGCAACUUGUACGAAGGCAGCGUGGUGCGGGUGAUUCGUCGCCUUGAAGAGCUCAUCCGAGAGCUGGCGACGGCGGCCAAGACCAUUGGCAACGAGGAGCUGGCCUCGUCAAUGCCAGGUAGAUACGACCACUCUGCCGUGGAAAAGGACCUGUAUGGUUGGUGGGAAUCUGCUGGUUUCUUCCGACCAGAAGUUGCAGAGAAGGUCCCCUCCGAGUCAGAGAAGAAGGAGUCCUAUGUAGUACCCAUGCCACCGCCCAAUGUGACUGGCAGGCUUCACAUGGGUCAUGCCAUGUUCGUGAGCUUGGAGGAUGUCCUCACACGUUUUCAUCGAAUGCGUGGCGAUCAAACUCUUUGGUUACCAGGCACCGAUCAUGCCGGCAUUGCGACGCAGAUGCUGGUGGAAAGACAGCUGGCCGCAGAGGGCACCUCGCGCCAGGAAGUGGGCAGGGAGGAAUUCCUGAGACGCGUAUGGGAAUGGAAGGAGGAGAAAGGCGGUGCCAUCGUCGAUCAGAUGCGAUGCUUGGGUGCCUCAGCCGACUGGUCCAGAGAGCAGUUUACGCUGAAUGAUCACAUGAGCGGCGCAGUGGUUGAGGCGUUUUGCCGGUUGCAUGAGAUGGGUGCCAUUUUCCGUGGUCAACGCAUGGUGAACUGGAGCCCAGUCUUGCAGACUGCGGUCAGCGACCUCGAGGUGGAGUACUCUGACGCUCAAGGACACUUGUAUUAUUUCAAGUAUGUCGUAGCUGAUUCAGAUGGCGCGGAAGAGGAAUUCAUCCCGGUUGCCACAACGCGACCAGAGACGAUCCUAGGGGAUUCUGCGGUAUGUGUACAUCCGGAGGAUCCUCGGUAUCAGCACCUCAUCGGCCGAGAUGUCCUUGUUCCAGUUCAAGGGCGCCGUAUUCCGGUCAUUGCCGAUGCUUAUGUCGACCGGGAGUUUGGAACCGGUGCAUUGAAGAUCACACCCUCUCAUGACUUCAACGACUUUGAGAUUGGUCAAAGACACGGCCUUGAGAACUAUACGGUCAUUGGGUUGGAUGGAUCUAUGGCAAACACCUUGGAAGCCUUAGGUUCGCCCGAAUACGUGGGCCUUGACCGAGCCGUGUGCCGGAAGAAGCUUUGGACGGAUUUGGAGGAAGCUGGACUUGCUCUGAAGGUGGAGGACCACAUGCAGCGUGUUCCACUCUCUCAAAGGAGUGGUGAGGUCAUUGAGCCAAUGCUGUCGGACCAGUGGUUUGUCUCUACAGAGGUCAUGGCACAACGCGCCCUGGACGCAGUUGAGUCUGGUGACAUCAACAUUCAACCCGAUCGCUUCGUAAAGACUUGGCAAGACUGGUUGAAGGAGAAGCAGCCUUGGUGCAUCUCCAGGCAACUCUGGUGGGGUCACCGCAUUCCAGUGUUUUAUCCGACCAAUCGUGGAAGCAGCGACAAGUACUUUGUGGCACGCUCAGCCGAGGAGGCACUGGAAGCUGCCCGGAAAGAACUGGGCGAGGACGUGGAGUUAAAGCAAGACGAGGAUGUGUUGGACACUUGGUUCUCGUCAGGACUGUGGCCCUUUGCUACCGUGGGAUGGCCAAGCGAAGACUCAGAGGACUACAAGAAAUACUAUCCAGCCACCAUGAUGGAGACCGGUUAUGAUAUUUUGUUCUUUUGGGUUGCUCGCAUGGUCAUGAUGGGGCUGACUCUAACUGACAAGGCACCCUUCAAGGAGAUCUACUUGCAUGGCCUUGUGAGAGAUGAGAAGGGCCAGAAGAUGAGCAAAACCAAAGGCAAUGUGGUGGAUCCUUUGGACUCGAUUGCCGAAUAUGGCACCGAUGCGCUCAGAUACGCAUUGCUGACGAGCAGUGUGCCAGGAAUGGAUGUGCCGAUCAGCAAGGGCAUGUUGGAGAAUGCCAAGGCUUUUGCGAACAAGAUCUGGAAUGUUGGACGCUUCAUCAUUACUGAGUACGAGAAGAAUGCUGGCGUAGUGCCAAUUUCCUUUCAGAGCGGCAUGACAUUUACAGAGGAGGAGAUCAAAGCCAUGCCUUGGCUUGAGCGUGCGCUACUCUCAAAGUGCCAAGGCCUUUGCAAGAAUGUCACAUCUGCACUGCUGGAGAACCGAUUUGCUCCUCCAACCAAGGACAUCAAAGAGUUUCUACAAGAAGACAUAGCAGCCUGGUAUGUUGAAGCUUCCAAGACAAGGCUCCAAGAACACUUGGGUGGCGAUCCGAAAAGUUCCGAGGCAGCAACCUCCCAGAAAGUGCUGUUGUACCUCUUGGAGGUUUCACUGAAGCUGCUCCACCCCUUCAUGCCCUUUGUGACCGAGGCUGUGUGGCAGCGAUUGCCACGCGACGCCCCGUCUCCAGAGUCCCUGAUGAUUUGCCCUUGGCCUCGCAUGUCAUCUGCCACAGAUGUCGAAGCCGAAGGAUGGUUCGAGAAGCUUUGUGGACUCACAUCGGCCGUGCGCAAUGCGCGUGCGGAGCAAGGUAUCCCACCGAAGGAGCGCGUGGCUCUUACAUUCUGGUGUGCAGAUGCCAGCUUCCAGGAGGCAUUGAAAGCAGAGAGCUCUGCACUGGCGUGGCUUGCGCGAGCUGACCCUGACAAGAUCGAGGCAAGGGCCAUGUCUGAACGUCCAAGCGAGAUGCCUUCCGGGUGCAUUCGCGUGGUCGUGUCGGAGGAGAUUGAGGUGGACCUGCCGGUGCCGGAGAAAGAAAUUGAUGUCGAGAAGGAGCCGAAGAAAUUCUCGAGUUGA